Molecule: messenger RNA, 2261 nt
Organism: Ceratitis capitata (Mediterranean fruit fly)
Lineage: Eukaryota; Metazoa; Arthropoda; Insecta; Diptera; Tephritidae
Gene: hyx
Product: parafibromin
Exons: 8
Coding region: 297-1880 (527 amino acids)
Biological process (GO): positive regulation of transcription elongation by RNA polymerase II; transcription elongation by RNA polymerase II
Cellular component (GO): Cdc73/Paf1 complex
Molecular function (GO): RNA polymerase II complex binding
Source: RefSeq, a predicted model, not a curated record
UCUGAACUCCCCAAAUAAACAUAAGAAAUGCAGUAAGCGUGUAUCUAUGAAACAUAGCUUUGUUGAGCCGAACGCAUUUCACCGAUUUAGCAUAAACAUUUUGUGUGUCAAAAUAUCUUCAACUAACGUCAGUUUGCUUUCGCAACAAAAAUAAGUCAAUUUUCACAUUUUAUGAAAUUAAAAUAAUAUCCGUUUAUAAAAUACCAUUUAAAGUGGUGAUUAUAUUUUAUUGACUGCUUAGCAGCAAAAAUUGAAAACAAAUAUUAGUGUCUGGUAGUUCAUAAAGAAUAUAAACAAUGGCGGAUCCACUUAGUUUACUACGCCAGUACAAUAUAAACAAAAAAGAAAUAAUCGAACGAGAUAACCAGAUAAUUUUCGGUGAAUUCUCAUGGCCUAAAAACGUAAAAACAAACUAUUUAAAAUAUGGCUCGGGUAAGAAAGGAGCGCCACGCGAAUAUUACACGUUGGAGUGUUUACUAUAUCUGCUCAAAAAUGUUAUGCUACAGCACUCAGUAUAUGUGCGACAAUGUGCAGCGGAAGAUAUUCCUGCCGUAAAUCGACCAGAUCGUAAGGAGUUGCUUGCCUAUCUUAAUGGAGAGAAUGCAACAUGUGCCAGCAUAGAUAAAAGUGCACCCCUUGAAAUACCCACGCAAGUAAAACGUCAAGCUGACGGAGAUGCACCAGGUGGCGAAUCAAUGGCUAAGAAGGCGCGGUUUGAAGAAACCCAAGUGCAAAAGGUGCGGGAACAGUUGGCAGCACGUUGGGAUGUGAACAAAAAAGAAACGACUGUCAACAUUGACAAUAUCAAAUCCCUCUCGGAAACAAUGUCUGUUGAAAAGAUUGCUGCUAUUAAAGCGAAACGUUUGGCUAAUAAACGUACAACCAUCAAACGGACAGAUAACGAAGAUGCCAUGGCUACGGAUUUGCGUGCUAUACUAGAUUAUGAUGUCGAUUCGACAAAACACAUUAUAAGUCGCGAACGACAGUGGCGCACGCGUACCACAAUAUUACAGAGUGCAGGAAAGAUGUUCGCCAAAAAUAUUUUUGCUAUAUUGCAGGGAAUUAAGGCACGUGAAGAGGGACGCAAUCGCCCGGCAGCACAGCAAGCUAUUAAGAUGCCAGAACCAGCGCGCAUAGCAAAACCACAACCUCAGCUAACGCAAUAUAAUCGUUAUGAUCAGGAACGUUUCAACAGGCAGAAAGAAGAAACCGAGGGUUUCAAAAUUGAUACAUUGGGUACAUACCAUGGCAUGUCGCUUAAAUCAGUGACAGAAGGUUCUCUGGCGCAACGCAAAGCAAACAUGGCACCACAAAUACCUGGCCGUCCCAAGGAGCUUUUGCCUACUGCUCAAGCUCGUCAAGUGGCGCCAUCGGCACAGAAACGUGUCUCUCGUACGCCAAUCAUUAUAAUACCCUCAGCUAACACCAGCCUAAUCACAAUGUUCAAUGCUAAGGAUAUUUUGCAGGAUUUGAAGUAUGUAUCAACCGAAGACAAAAAGCGAACAGGUUCUGCACGGGAUAAUGAAGUGCUAUUGCAGCGCAAACGAAACAACCAAACUGUGCCAUACCGCGUUAUCGACAACCCCCAAAAACUGUCGGCCCAAGACUGGCAACGAGUCGUUGCAGUAUUUGUUAUGGGACCUGCUUGGCAAUUUAAAGGUUGGCCCUGGGAUGGUAAUCCAGUUGAAAUUUUCUCAAAAAUUUGUGCAUUUCACUUACGUUUUAGUGAACUAAAACUGGACACCAACGUUUCAAAGUGGUCAGUGACAUUGUUGAACUUAUCGCAGAACAAGCGACAUUUGGAUCGUGCUGUAUUAAUGACUUUCUGGGAGACAUUGGAUAAAUAUAUGGCUAAAAAUAAACCAGAUCUCAGGUUUUGAAUGUACAUAGCUCAGUCGGAAGUGCAGUCGAUUAUCCGCUUGUGGCACUUUGGCUUUGUGAUGGAAAAAAGACUUGUUGUUUUUGAGUCUUUAAUAUUCAGUUACAUAAAAACCUUUCAAAAUCUAUGUUAUUAGUGUCAGAAUGGAAAUAAUUUUGAUGAUUACAUCCACAUUGCUCAUAUACAUAUAAAUAUAUAUGAAUUAAUUGUUCCCAUUUGCCACGUAUGUAAUAGCAUAUUAACAACUCAUCGUAUUAAACGGAAAUAUUUGACUUAAUGAAAAAGGUCCACUACACUGUUCUGCAAACAAAAAAAAUUUAAAAUUAUUUACGGUAGUUAUUCAAAUUAGUUGAAACAAUAAAACGUCACUUAGUUUUAUAAA